GGAAUUCUGUCAGUCUUGUCUUUUUCAUUCCCUAAAUGUUGCUGAAUGAACUAUGACCAUGUCUCUUCGUAGAUUUAAUAGUAAGUCAUCUGUUAAGUGCUCCUAUCCCGGUACUUUAUAUGUGUCACCCCGUUCUAUUCUUACAACAGCCAUCUGAGAGUGGUGGUAACACUCUGUUUUUCUGAUAAACGUUUAGGUUCCAAGAAGUGAGUUCCAUCACGCUCAUAUGGCUGGCUUACGUUGGAGCAGGAAUUGAACCCAGAUGAAUCCAAUACUUUGUCCUGCCAUGGUGCUGUUUUGAUGAUUUCAAGAACAGAGGUUUGGAGCCCACACUGCUGUUUCUUUUGUCUUUGACAAAUUAUCACGGAAAGAACAGCUUUUCCAUCUCUGUGUAGAUGACCAUGCAGCCUGCAAUCCAAGUGUGGUUUGGGGAAGAUCUCCCUCUAAGCCCCAGGUGCCCGCUGACACCCAGACAUGGCCCAGGGCUGGCUGAUGUUUGUCAGUAUGACGAGUGGAUAGCCGUGCGCCAUGAAGCCACUCUGUUGCCCAUGCAGGAAGACCUCUCUCUGUGGCUAUCUGGCUUACUCGGUGUUGACAUUAAGGCAGAAAGGCUGCUGGGAGAACUUGAUAACGGAGUGCUGCUGUGCCAGCUAAUCAACGUUCUUCAAGACAUGGUGAAAGCUUGCCACUCUGAGGAACCAGGGAAUUUUCCAAUGAGAAAAGUGCCUUGUAAGAAAGAUGCUGCAUCGGGUUCAUUCUUUGCCAGAGACAACACUGCAAACUUUCUUCACUGGUGCCGGCACAUCGGGGUUGAUGAAACUUACCUCUUUGAAUCCGAAGGCCUAGUUUUACAUAAAGACCCCAGGCAGGUGUACCUUUGUCUUCUUGAGAUUGGGCGAAUUGUGUCAAGAUAUGGAGUUGAGCCACCAGUGUUAGUGAAACUCGAGAAGGAGAUCGAGUUGGAGGAGACCUUGCUCAACACCUCGGGGCCGGAAGAGUCCUUCAACAUCCCCAAGUCCUGCUGCGAGCAUGAGAAACUACACGAGGCUGUCAGGCACAUUGCUGAGGACCCACCUUGUAGCUGUUCUCAUCGGUUUUCUAUUGAAUACUUAUCGGAAGGACGGUACCGGCUAGGCGAGAAAAUCCUCUUUAUAAGGAUGCUUCAUGGGAAACACGUAAUGGUCCGUGUUGGUGGAGGCUGGGAUACCCUGCAAGGAUUUUUGCUGAAGUAUGACCCCUGUCGAAUACUGCAGUUUGCUACACUAGAACAAAAAAUUUUAGCAUUUCAAAAAGGAGUUUCUAAUGAAAGUGUGCCAGAUGCGCCUGCCAGGACGCCUCAGCCUCCAGAAAUGAACCCUUUGUCAGCAGUUAGCAUGUUUCAGAAACAAAAUUUAAAGCCUGGCACGCCGGUGAGUGUUCCAAAGAGCAAGGAGAAGCAGGCGCGGCCACCAGGUGUGUUGCCACCUGCAACAUCAGGAAAAGGUAAUCUAAUGUCGCUGUCCUGUGCCCGUUCUAAACUUCCGGAUUCUCCAACAUCGGUUUCCCAUCCCAAGGUUGCAUCUUUGAAGGGCGCAGCAAAAAAGCCGCACGCUCCCCACAACAGUGUUUCCUCUUCCCCGGCAUCUCUAAACCCAGCGGGUAAAAUGAGCGCUGCGCAGUGUGCGUCAGGGUCGGUGAGAAGCUGCGUCACGUUCCCCAAGACUGCCAAGGCCAAGGGCGUUCCAGCCCAGAAGCCAAGAGAUCUGUCUAAGUCUAGGCUCUUGCCAAGUAAGUCUUCUGGGAAAACCGAACCAAAGCACCUGAAACACAAUCAUCUUCCUUCUAGGGAUGAGUCACCUACAAAUUUAUCAUCAAAGGGCCCGAAGCUGCCGAAAGGAACCAUGCAUGGCAGGCCUACCCCUCCCGCUUUCCAGUCCUCCGCAAAAGUGACAAAACCCAGCGCUAAAAGCAGAGCCAUGGGCCUAGGGACGCAGUCACAGCCACCUGAGCGAACUCUAAAAUCAAGGGCAGACCCAGCCCAAAGACUUCCGUCUACCUUGAAUUUAAAUCAUGCCACUUCCGGCUGUUCAGUGCCCUCUGCAAGGGCUGCUCAGGAACCAGAAGGUAAGAACGCGGUUGCUGUUGCCAAAAAACAACCUCACAGUAAGGGUACCGGCCGGAUGCCGGGACCUGGCCCUUCCAAGUCUCCUGGCCGUACCCCACUGUCCAUUGUGACUGUUCCCCAAUCUGCUGCCAAGACAGAGACCGUCUCCAAGUCUGCCAUGAAGAGCCAGCACUCAGCUAAGGGGCCUCCCAAAAGCGGCAGGUCACCGGCUCCUGCCAGGAAACCUCCCUCCUCUGCUAAGGGAGCAGACGGUGGAGCUGAAAAGCCUACUGCAAAGAAAAAAGACGACGGUGACCAUUAUUUUGUUAUGACUGGAAGUAAGAAGCUUAGAAAAUAACCGCAUUUGUAUCGCUGUAAUAAAUCAGGGUGGCCAAGCAGAACUGGGAGCCAAAAGGGUCACAAAA
Messenger RNA from Acomys russatus (golden spiny mouse), 2508 nucleotides. RefSeq names its product growth arrest specific 2 like 3 (gene Gas2l3). The coding region runs from base 396 to 2441 and encodes 681 amino acids. Gene Ontology annotation, cellular component: actin filament. Gene Ontology annotation, biological process: actin crosslink formation. The record is from RefSeq and is a predicted model, not a curated record. The transcript has 10 exons. Lineage: Eukaryota; Metazoa; Chordata; Mammalia; Rodentia; Muridae. Gene Ontology annotation, molecular function: cytoskeletal adaptor activity; microtubule binding; actin filament binding.